Cyprinus carpio (common carp) is the source of this 3377-nucleotide messenger RNA. Its product is annotated as XK-related protein 7-like. Gene Ontology annotation, biological process: engulfment of apoptotic cell; phosphatidylserine exposure on apoptotic cell surface; apoptotic process involved in development. Gene Ontology annotation, cellular component: plasma membrane. Lineage: Eukaryota; Metazoa; Chordata; Actinopteri; Cypriniformes; Cyprinidae. The record is from RefSeq and is a predicted model, not a curated record.
UCCCAGGAGCUUUCACACACUCUCCAGCACACACAUUCCCCUCCCCUCUCAUUGUAUUUCGCUUUCCUUUGCCCACUCUCUUUUUACAACAAACAUGGCCGCUAAAUCUGAUGGAGCAGCCGUGUGUGAGAGCGCUUCUCGGUGUCUGCUUGGCCCUGAGCAGAGCGCGGCUCCUGUGCACCCUCGCACCGAGAAGCGCUUCUCGCUGCUGGACUGCUGCUGGGUGCUGUGCGCUCUCCUGGUCUUCUUCUCCGACGGAGCCACCGACCUGUGGCUGGCAGCGGACUACUACUUGAGGCGGGACUAUUGGUGGUUCGGGCUCACGUUAGUGUUCGUGGUGGUUCCCUCCGCGGUGGUUCAGGUGUUAAGUUUCAGGUGGUUCGUGUAUGAUUACUCGGAAAUGAGCGCGUCCCCGAACGGAGACGGAUGUGAUUUCAGCACCAAGGACAGCGACCGGCGGAGCGGCAGCGGCAGAACCCUGCCUGCGAACGGCACGCGGAAAUGCUGCAGAGUGCUCGUAUGGCUCUUCCAGUCCAUCAUCCACAUCUUGCAGCUCGGCCAGGUCUGGAGGUACGUCCACACCUUGUACCUGGGAGUGCAAAGCCGUUGGCAUGGCGACCCGGGUCAGCGUCAUUUCUACUGGCGUCUGAUGUUCGAGAGCGCUGACAUCAACAUGCUGCGGCUGCUGGAGGCUUUCUUGAAGAGCGCGCCUCAGCUCGUGCUGCAGCUCAGCAUCAUGAUCCACAGCAACCACAUACUGCCCCUACAGGGUCUCUCUGCAUCUGCAUCAUUGGUUUCUCUCGCCUGGAUGAUUGCAUCCUACCAGAAGGUUCUGCGUGACUCUCGUGAUGACAAGCUUCCCAUGUCCUACAAGGCCGUGAUUGUUCAGAUGCUCUGGCACCUCUUCACCAUCGGUGCUCGAACCAUCGCCUUCGCCCUCUUUGCUUCAGUCUUCCAGCUUUACUUCGGGAUCUUCAUCGUGGCCCACUGGUGCGCCAUGACCUUCUGGAUCAUCCAGGGUGAGACCGACUUCUGCAUGUCCAAGUGGGAGGAGAUCAUCUACAACAUGGUGGUGGGCAUCAUCUACAUCUUUUGCUGGUUCAAUGUCAAGGAAGGCCGUGCCCGCUUUCGGCUGGGUGUGUACUACUCCGUGACUUUGGUUGAGAACGUUGCACUCACUGCCGCUUGGUAUAUUCACAGGGGACCUCACACCUCGGACUUCUACGCCCUGAUUAUUGUGUGUGUGGUGCUGUGUAGCUAUGCUUUGGGAACAUUCUUUAUGUUUGUCUAUUAUUGCCUGCUCCACCCAGACGGACCUAUCCUGGGAGCUCAAUGGAGCUGUGUGGAGGAGGGAAUGGGGGUAAUCAGUCUGGGAGGCGUUGGGGAUUUGGGAACCCCCUUGCCCCAACCAGACGUAGUUACUAGCCCCCCCAGAACACUUCAAAGGACUACUGCUGGGGAUCGGGAAAUAGGGGCCGGGGAUAGAGACAGUUGUCUGCCUGUGUUUCAGGUAAGGCCUCCUAGUGUUCCCCCUGCUUCCUUCCCACGUCCCCCAAGAACUGAAGGUCCCGUUAUCCGCAUCGACCUGCCAAGAAAAAGCUACCCAGCCUGGGACGCUCACUUUAUAGACCGUAGGCUGAGGAAGACCAUCCUAGUGCUAGAGAAUACAUCUCCCGUGACGCCUCGGAUCCAGUACCAGACCUUCAGCAACCCCAAAGAAGUGACAGAGUACGAGACUACGGUGUAGUGUUCUUCAUACCUCCGCCUUCCACGUGACAUCUCCAUGCAGAGGUGGAAAUCAGCCACCAUGAGGUUAUGGUCCGAUCCUUGAUGGUCGGCAUGGUGCUACACGGUGGGACUGCAGCAUGUUUGGCAUUCAGAUGCCUGGGAGCGCAUGACUGGUGCACAUCAGGCUGGACAGGAGUAAUGUGGUGUUUACAAGACCUGCAUGGAAAGUGAAACUAGGAAAGGGGCUUACCUUUCUGCCUAUGCACUGAACAUAUAAAAAAGAGCUUAAAUGACAGUGAUGAGAAGUAGAGAACAUUUGUAUUAUAUAGAUGAACUGACCAAUCAGUAUUCCUCAGGACCAGCCUGACUGCUGCACUGGUCGGAGUUUAAUGUUCAGUGACCUGAAAACAGUACAAAUUGUAUAUUGUUUGCUUCUGUGAAUGGUGAGGUUAGCAAGUUCAGUCAUUCAUUUCCUCAAAAGAGUUCUUCUGUAGUUAUUGACUUAUUUAUUUAUUUGAUUUAUUUUUUAUGAAUCUGUGGCCAUGUCUUUGAUAUAAUUCUUCUAAAUGAAUAUACAUAAAUAGAUAUUAUCUUUUGCUAUAUGUAUACAAUAGAAUGGUGCCAGUGUGUUGGUAUGAAUGUUUUUUUGGGUUGUCUGGUCAUGCUGCAUUGUUUAUCUGUAAAGUUGAAGAAAAAAAAAAUGCCAUAUAGUAAGACAAAAAGCUGUGAUCAAAUGUAGUUGAACAAAAAAUAAUACUGUAAAAAAAAAAAAAAGAUUCAGAUGACAGCCUCGGAAAAGUAAAAACAAAAAGUGAAUAUGCGUGUUUGAGUGUUUCAUGAAAAUGGUUUUGGGAGCAACUGGGAACAUAAAACUUGCAAACGUCUGAGUGUUUGUGUUGCAUUUCACACAGAGAAAAAGCAAAUGAUUGACAGUGAAUUCUAAUCCUGUAUGUGAACUCUCUUUACUGUAACUACAGCAGCGAGUCUUGGUUUGGUCCGUCCGCAAGCCUCAAAACCCUUUUACAUCUGUAUUUGUUCAUUAUUUUUUUGUUAUUUGGAAGGGGUGGCCAUUGCUGUGGUUAUGAGGAGUUUAGAUUCUGAAUUUUUCAGGGCUUUGUGGUUUGGCUAUAGUGAAUGUUCUUCUUGGCCACGAAAAGCUGCUGACUAUUGGGGACAACAAUGUUUGUGUGUGUGCUUGGGAGAGAGAAAUACUUUUUUUUUGUCACCUCAUAAAAUGGUAAGACCUCUUUUAGUUUUAAUUGCUUAUCCUACUCAGCUUUUUUCCAGGGCUUUUUUUUUUUUUUUUUUUUUUGAGUAACAAAAAUUGUAAAGAAAUCACUCCAAUUACAAAACAAUCACAAGACAUCAGCUAAAGUGUUUCUCUCUCUCUUUCUCACUCUCUCUGUGAGGUAUUUCGAGGUCUUGCUUGCUGCAUUGAAAUUUUAUUGCUUGGUUAAAAACCAAGCAGAAAAACCCAGAGUCAUGGUGGGUAAUUGCCAAAGACAAGAACCCUGCUGUCCAGUCUGAAGACGCUGAUGGAAAACAAAUUAUGUUUGGGGGCUGUAAUCAUGCUGCCAUAUAAUGGGACGUUCAUACAUACAGGGAUUUUAUUAUUGGAGGUUGUGGAGUAAGUUGAGCAAGGUGUGGAC